This is a messenger RNA of Onychostoma macrolepis, 965 nucleotides long. RefSeq names its product mitochondrial ribosomal protein L24 (gene mrpl24). NCBI's taxonomy places the organism in Eukaryota, Metazoa, Chordata, Actinopteri, Cypriniformes, Cyprinidae. The transcript is spliced from 6 exons. Gene Ontology annotation, molecular function: structural constituent of ribosome; RNA binding. Gene Ontology annotation, cellular component: mitochondrion; ribosome. The record is from RefSeq and is a predicted model, not a curated record. The coding region runs from base 206 to 856 and encodes 216 amino acids. Gene Ontology annotation, biological process: translation.
UUCAGUUAUUCUGACUUAUUUUGAAUCAAAUCAACUAACAAUAACUGACUGGCUUAUUUGGUAAACUUGUUUUAUGAAACAGGCCCCAGGAUCACUAGAAACUUCCAAGCAGGUGUGAUUUGGAGCUAAACUCUGCAGAGCUGUGGCCCUCCAGGAAUUGAGUUCGAGACCUCUGGCUGUAGAGGAUCCAUAGGUAAGCAGCAGCAUGAGACUGACAGCGUUGCUUUCUAUGGCAGCAAAAGCUGCAUUUCCACACGAUUAUCGUUAUGGCACAAACAGACCGUGGACGAUCGCAGCCCAGCGGCUCAAUCCACCCAGCAAGAAAAGAAGAAAGGUGUUUGUUGAACCUAUUGCAAAUGAAGACUGGCAUGUCGUGCGAGGAGACACAGUGGAGAUUUUGUCUGGAAAGGACAAAGGAAAGCAGGGCAAAGUUGCUCAAGUGAUCCGACGUAGAAACUGGGUCAUACUCGAGGGCCUGAACACGCAUUACAGGUAUAUUGGCAGAUCUGGAGAUUACCGGGGUACUUACAUCGCCAGUGAAGCCCCUCUGCUGCUGAAGGAUGUUACAUUAAUUGACCCAACUGACAGGAAGCCCACAGAUAUCGAGUGGAGAUACACUGAAGAGGGUGAGAGAGUGCGUGUUUCUGUCAGGACAGGACGGAUAAUUCCCAAACCAGUCUAUCAGAGAAAAGAUGGCAUCAUUCCCCAGCAGUGGAAAGAUGGACCCAAAGACACAUCACCAGAAGAUACGCUUCAGAAAACAUACACACCGUCUUUGAAAACCCUAGAGGAAGAAGUUAUGGAGAAAAUGAACAUUCAGGAAGAUGGAAAGCCUCGUAAAAGCUACUGGUACUGAGUUACCACAGAGACUGUGUGUUUGAGCUUAACAACAUUAGCAAGAUAAUUUAUCAUGGAGAAAUAUUGUAUGUUCUGCAAGCUUUGUCAUUAAACCCAACUAAAUGUUU